AUGCCCGACCAACAGGAGUUCACCUUCCGAUUCCCUACCUACCCUCACAACGAGCAACUGCACGUUGAGGGUCAAGAUUACCAAGGAUACGCGCGCUACCCCGGUGAAUUCACUGACAUGAUGGCCUCUAUCCAACUCCCUGCGACGCACUCCUACGCAAUGGCCCCCCAUCAACGUUUCCAAGCAGCAGAGGCCUUCCAGUUCAGCGACUUCUCGCAGUCUAGCGGCUUGCUCGACGAUGAGCUGCCCCCCCUUCCUCCCGUUGUGCCCGACAACACGUUGCCCCCCCUUCCUCCCGUUGUGCCCGUCGCAGUCGCUGAAAACGCGUCCGACGCGUCCGCGCACGCCCGGGACGCAGCCAUGGCAGCUUGCAACUGGCAGCUAUCCCAGGAGUCGGGUGACGAGGAGCCGUCUACCGACCCCCUAGCCCCUCCGUCGCGUGCGACUUGGGCGGAACGCAACCCGAUGAACCCGGUCAUCAAGACUCGGGCCCGUCGUACCCCGCUCACACCUGCCCAGAAGGAAGCACGCGAGGUCGCGCGCCUCCAGAAGGAGAUCCGCGACGCCGCCCUCGCCGCCGACGUCAAGGCUAUGCUGCCGACCAAGGACGACAUCAAGCGCUGCGCUGCCAAGCAUGAGGUAGACAUCAAGAAGGUCGAGGAGCUCCUCGCCGUUCGCCUCAACGCCAAGCAGAAGCGCGAGAAGCAGCUCUAUAACGCCAUCAUGCACCACGAGAAGAUCCGCUUGGACAACACUGGCGAUAAGUCAACCGGGCAGGAGAGGCUUGAAAAACUUCACGCCAUCAUCAAGACGAAGAGUUACACGCGUGAUGAGAAGGAUUUCAUGCUCAACUCCCUCGAGCAGUACCGCCAGGAGAAGGACAACUCUGUCCGUUGCUCCAACCACGCCGCGAACAUGCACGUUCACAACACUGGGCGCCAAAUGGCUGAGCUGGCCGACGGUGCCGCGAAGCGUGCGGGCGUUUAUGUCGCUGUAAUGAUUGUGCGCGGUCAUAUCAAUGACACCAUCCAGCCCUUCUUUUACGCGACCGAUAACUCGGAGGAGUUCUUCGAGGGCGCGCUCGGAUUCUCGUCGGAUGAAGUCCUUCACAAGUUCGAGCAGUGGGGGUGCAAUCAGAGUGCCAACCUUGUCGAGCGCGCACAGGCUGCGGACACCCUUGGCAACGUUCGCAAGGAGUGCACAGAGGCUAUCCAGGAAGGCUUGCGCUCUAUCACACACUCCGGCGCACGCAUGUACUACGACAGCUAUGAGGAGAAAGUCGUCCAAGGCUACCGCGCGCGCCUCGUCGGCUGGCCGGCAGGCGUACCGUUUGUCCGCCCUUCCAAGAUAGGCACGGUAGGCGCCAUUCGCCGCCUUCGGGACGCGCUGGACAGCGAGGAAUGCCGCUGGGAAACCCUGGAUGGCAAGCGCGCCCCAAAGAGGCGUCGUAUCCUUGGGCCCUCCCGCGCCGCCAACAAGGCGAAGGCUUCGAAGGCUGCGCCGCGCAAGAAGACGUCGGCCUCGGGCACCCGCCGCGCUCCGAUUUCCCCCGAGACCAUCGAGGACUCUGAUCGCGAGUAG
Messenger RNA from Coniophora puteana RWD-64-598 SS2, 1581 nucleotides. RefSeq lists its product as uncharacterized. The record is from RefSeq and is a predicted model, not a curated record. The coding region runs from base 1 to 1581 and encodes 526 amino acids. The transcript is spliced from 5 exons. Lineage: Eukaryota; Fungi; Basidiomycota; Agaricomycetes; Boletales; Coniophoraceae.